Molecule: messenger RNA, 6438 nt
Organism: Magallana angulata
Lineage: Eukaryota; Metazoa; Mollusca; Bivalvia; Ostreida; Ostreidae
Exons: 2
Coding region: 229-5718 (1829 amino acids)
Biological process (GO): DNA integration
Molecular function (GO): zinc ion binding; nucleic acid binding
Source: RefSeq, a predicted model, not a curated record
UCCCGGAAUUAUUCUUUCCGGUUUUGUUGGGUUUUACUUUUCAUUUUUAUUAACUGUAUUCCGGGUGAUCUAAGGCAUCAGUGCCAACCUCGUGGGUUCCAGAACCCAGCAUAUUUUACUAUCUUUAAAGCCACCUAUGAAUUUUUCACCCUCUCCGGGGGUUUGGAUGCAAUAAAACCUCGAACAUUGCACAGUGAAAAAUUCAUAGCCGAGCUAGUGAUUAAUUGAAUGGAAGGUUCAACGACAAACAUCAGCCAGAUAAGUCCACCUUCAGCCAUGUCUUCAGGAAGAAGGUCUUCCUCCAUAGCUUCAGAGCUAGCCAGACACCGGGCCAAACUAGAAGCGGCAAAAGUGCGGGAAAAAUAUCUACAACAAGAAUAUGAAAUGGAAAGACAAAAAGCCAUACUUGACCGAGACCUUAAGGUACUUCAGUGCAAAAGAGAGAUGGAGGAAGCACAGAUUGAAAUGAACAGUCUAGAAGGUUUAGAUGAAGUACCUGAUGAGAAUUUUACAGAUAAAGAAUACCAAAACCUUCGGCAAGUUGCUCAGGAGAGAGUCGAGGAGUUUGUACAACAGCAGUCAGAGUUGAAGACUGGAUCAGAGAAAAAGGAACAUAGUGUCGUACCAAACAACAUUACACUGUCUCCUAUGGCGCCGGCAUUCGUUCCAAAACAAGACUCGAGCAAUGGACAUAUUAAUGAAGUGUCUAAGUUCCUUGCAAAGAAAGAUUUAUUGUGGUGUCGACUCACAAAAUUUGACGACCGCCCAGAAUACUUCACAGGAUGGAAAACAAGUUUUAAAAACAUUGUGAGUGAACUGAACUUAACAUCUUUGGAAGAGAUAGAACUAUUGAAUAAGUGGUUGGGACCAGAAUCAGCGAGAUAUGCACAAAGCAUAAGGACCGCCAGUGUGAAUCCGGAUAUCGCUUUAGCCCGACUAUGGGAACGCCUGGAGGACAGAUACGGUAGGCCGGAAAUGAUUGAGGCAGCCUUAAAAAACAAACUUUCAGCCUUCCAGAGACUCAGUAUUAAAGACAACAAACGAUUAUACGACCUCGUGGACAUUGUGUCAGAAAUAGAAGCAGCAAAGGAAAUUCCACACCUCUCUUCGCUUUUCGCAUACUUCGACUCAUCAAGUGGAGUGAACCCCAUCGUGUCAAAACUUCCUUACCAAAUCCAAGAGAAGUGGACCAGGCAUGCAAACAGCUUUAAAGAAAGUCACUACAUGACCUUUCCACCCUUCCAUGUUUUCUGUAAAUUUCUCCGUGACACGGCACGAAUGAAAAAUGAUCCAUCCUUUUACUAUGACAAUGUGAUUGAGAACGCCAAAGUUGAUGGAAGUCGACGAAAGCCAACAGGUGCAUCAUCUGUCGCUACAAGGAAAACUGACACAAAUGCUUCAAGGCCCAUGGACAAGACGGAACACACGCAACUGUGUCCCUUACAUGAGACUGGCCAUUCACUGAACUCUUGUCGUGCCUUCCAAAAGAAAACUGUUCAAGAGAGAAGAGAAUUCCUUCGAUCAAAGGGAAUUUGUUUUAAAUGCUGUGAAGAGAAACAUCUGGCCAAAGACUGUCAGAAAAGAAUGAAGUGUAACAUCUGCAAGGAGCCAGGACAUGCCACUGCCCUGCAUGUCGAGAAACGCGCAAGCGACACUGAAACUGAUAGCCAGGUAAAGGCCGUAUGUACACAAAUUUGCGGAAACGUGCAUAAAACUAGCAAAUCCUGUGCUAAGACACUCUUGGUCAACAUUCACCACGCAAACAACCCAAACAAGGUGCUACGAACGUAUGCGAUAAUUGACGAACAGAGCAAUCGAUCUUUAGCAAACAGUUGUUUCUUCAACUUCUUUGGCGUGGAAGGUCCGGACGUCCAGUACGAGCUUACCUCAUGUUCGGGGCUGUCUACCCAAACUGGAAGGAGAACGGCAGGAUUCAUUAUCUCAUCUUUGGACGGAAAAUCUAGUCUUCGUCUUCCAUCAUUGAUGGAAUGCAACUAUAUCCCAAACAACCGUGAUGAGAUUCCGACACCAGAGGUCGCGAGGUCUUACAGACACAUGAGGGACAUUGAGGAGGAAAUACCCCCCUUAGAUCAGGACGCAGAGAUAACAUUGCUGGUUGGCAGAGAUUUGUUGCCUGCCCACCACAUUUUAGACCAAAGACUGGGAGACUCCGACUCUCCAUUUGCUCAAAGACUACACCUAGGGUGGGUAGUGAUUGGUGAGGUAUGCUAUGGGGCCUCACAUUCUCAGGAAUCCUUGUCAGUGUGCAAGACAUAUACUAGGACCAAUGGACGUACGUCUCUCAUGGAAACUUGCGAAAAUUCAUUCCAAUUGAAGGAAACAGACAUAUUUGCUAAGACGAAGCAUGACGACUCACCAGGCCUCUCCAUAGAGGAUAAGAAGUUCGUUGACAUCAUGGAGCAAGGUUUUGAAAGAGAUUCUGAAGGAUGUUGGUGUGCACCACUUCCAUUUAGAGAAAACAGACGGCUCCUUCCGAGCAAUAGAAUUCAUGCACUUCACAGGGCAAAUCUACUUACUAGAGGACUUCAAAAGGACCCAGACAAAAAACGGCAUGUCGUGGAAUUCAUGGGCAAGAUCCUGGAUAAUGGUCAUGCUGAGAUUGCGCCACCACUUUCUUCUCCAGAGGAAGAACACUGGUACCUGCCUCUUUUUGCAGUUUACCACCCCAAGAAAGGAAGCGUCAGAUGCGUGUUUGAUUCAUCGGCACAGAUUCAAGGACUCAGUCUCAACAGCAUUCUCUUGACCGGACCAGACUUGGUUAAUAGUCUACUUGGAAUCCUGUUAAGGUUUCGCCAGUUCCAGGUAGCAGUGACAGCAGACGUAGAACAGAUGUUUUACCGUUUUUCUGUUCCAGCAUGUCACAGAAACUACUUACGAUUCUUUUGGCACAAAGACAACGAUACAGAGAAAGAACUUACAGAGUACAGGAUGAAGAGACAUGUCUUUGGGAAUAGUGCAUCCCCAGCGGUAGCUACCUUGGGACUACGCAGAACUGUAAGAAACGCCGAUGAAGAUGUCAGGCAAUUUGUGUGCAGAAACUUUUAUGUUGACGAUGGGCUUUUAUCUGUAGAUACAGUCGAAGAAGCGAUCAACUUACUCUCAAAAACACAGAAAACUCUUAAGGAGGAAGGGAACAUCAGGCUGCAUAAACUUGCCUCCAAUGACCCAAAGGUAUGCAGUGCAUUUCCAACGGAUGACCUAGCCAAAGAACUCAAGGAUCUGAACCUAGAUUUAGAUGAAACCCCCCUUCAACGGACCCUUGGUGUGAGCUGGAAUGUGUCCACAGACAUGUUUACAUUCCAAGUGUCGCGUACUCUUCAUCCGUAUACAAAAAGGGGAGUACUUGCAACUAUUAAUAGCCUUUAUGACCCAAUUGGAUUCCUUGCACCUGUUAUAGUCAAAGGAAAAAUGAUACUACGGGACUUGAUGGCUGAGAAAUUGGACUGGGAUGACCCUCUCCCUGAGGACCAGUACUCUCUAUGGUGUGAGUGGCGAGAGUCAUUGCCAGCGUUAGAGGAUAUAGCAAUACCAAGGGCUUAUGCGUAUAUCAAUAGUGCAGAAGUCUCGCGCAGAGAACUACACAUAUUUGCCGAUGCAUCACAAAAGGCAAUUGGUGCAGUGGCGUAUAUGAAGACUUUCAAGGCAGACGGCACCCUUCAUGUGGGAUUUGUCCAGGCAAAGGCAAAGGUUGCACCUAUACAUGGGCACACAAUUCCACGUCUGGAAUUGUGUGCAGCUGUGUUAGCAUCUCAACUGAAACUUACGAUUUUGAACAACCUAGAUGUUGAAAUAGCUGCCACGACCCUGUAUUCAGAUAGCAAGGUAGUACUCGGGUAUAUCAACAACGAAAGCAGACGAUUCUACAUAUAUGUGGGAAAUAGAGUAGAGAAAAUACGUCAGGCGACAUCUUGUCAUGAGUGGAAAUAUUGUCCUACAGAUCAGAACCCCGCGGACAUUGCCACCAGGUCAAUCAAGCCUCAGAACCUUCAAGAAAGCAGAUGGUUAUGUGGACCCCAUUUCCUUAGGAACACAAAAGAUGAAAAGUAUAUUCCCAGUGAAUCAGGAAAUCCCACUGACAGAUUCCCAUUGGUUGAUGUGGAACAAGAUAAGGAGGUGAGACCUAUUGUGAAGACCUUGCAUACCGCUUGUAAGGAUGAGGUAUACCACCCCUGGUGUGAGCGAUUUAAGAAUUUCUCCUCUUGGAUCGGACUGGUCAGAGCUAUUGCGCGACUGCAGCACCUUGCUCAGUCCUUUAACAAGUCUAGUAGCUGCGUGGGAUGGCACCAUUGUUCAGUCCCAAGGAGUGCUGAAGCUUACAAAAGAGCAGAAGAAUUCAUUAUCAAGGCAGCCCAGAGAGAAUUCUUCCUGGAGGAAGUUGAGAGCCUUAUGGAGGGGAGAGAAAUUAAGAAAGGAAACGCUAUCUUGGCCUUGUCACCGUUUUUAGACUCUCGAGGACUUCUCAGAGUUGGAGGAAGAUUGAGGCGUGGAACCAAAUCACUUCGACAGAUUGAAACUUGCCCUAUUUUGAUACCGAAAGGAAGUCAUUUAGCAAACUUAUUAGCUCUACAUUGUCAUGAACAGGUCUUUCAUCAAGGUCGACGCCUCACUGGAGGGAAACUUCACAGCAUGGGAUUCUGGAUCGUAGGAGAGAAAAGGUUAAUCAACAGUCUUCUGGGGAAAUGUGUCAUCUGCAAGAGACUGCGUGGUACAUUCUGCUCUCCUAAAAUGGCCGAACUUCCUGAAGACCGUUUAAGUCCUGGACCCCCUUUUACCUACGUCGGAGUAGAUGUAUUCGGCCCUUGGAGCAUAACCGCACGCAAAACCAGAGGAAGUCAUGUAACGCAGAAAAGAUGGGCUGUACUUUUCACGUGCUUAACCAGCAGGGCGGUCCACAUUGAAAUCUCGGAGGAACUCAGCACCUCAAGUUUUAUCAAUGCAAUGAGGCGCUUUAUCGCCAUUCGAGGACCAGUCAAGAUCUUCAGAUCAGAUCGUGGCACCAAUUUUAUCGGUGGAGUCAAAGAGUUGGGCAUGAAGAAUGUUGUGACCGAAGAUGCCUCCAUCAAGAACUUCUUAGCGGAAAACGGCUGUGUUUGGAUUUUCAACCCACCACAUGCUUCCCAUUUCGGAGGCGUGUGGGAGCGGAUGAUCGGAAUCGCACGAAGGAUUCUAGACGGGAUCUUGCUGAGCAAAAAGUACAUCAAAGAUCUUACUCAUGAAGUGCUUGUUACCCUCAUGGCCGAAAUCAGCGCUGUCAUGAACUCCAGACCAAUUGCUGCAAUAUCCACAGAUCCUGAUGACCCAUCCAUAUUAGCGCCAUCCAGUCUUUUGACCCAAAAGGUUGGAACACCACCAGAUGACAUUCCUCAGUUUGGUAUCAAAGACAUAUACAAGUCACAGUGGCAGAGAGUCCAGGUGAUGGCUGAUGAAUUCUGGAAAAAGUGGCAGAAAGAGUACCUGACGGGACUUCAGACCAGAAGAAAGUGGGCGACGGACCAACCUAACCUAAAGACAGGUGACAUCGUUCUGUUACGCGAGUACGAUUCUGGACGCAACUCAUGGCCGACUGCCAUGGUCAAACAGACUUUUCCGGGAGCUGAUGGAAGAGUGCGAGAAGUGGAGGUCCGUUUGUGUAGAGGAGAGAAAGUGGUCACUUACGUUCGUCCCGUUCAUGAACUUGUGCCGUUGAUCACUGAUUGAAUUAACAUUUGUACAUAAAACUGCUCUUGUGUGUUUUCAUUUUUGAGUUUGAUGAAUAAGAAUGAUUAUUUUCUCAUCACCUUAUAUGAAAUGCCUUGUUAGUUGUCAGUUUGUUUUGAAUUAUUUCAUUGAGGUGAUUUUUUGUAAAAUCAGGAGGGGAGUGUAGUGUCCCGGAAUUAUUCUUUCCGGUUUUGUUGGGUUUUACUUUUCAUUUUUAUUAACUGUAUUCCGGGUGAUCUAAGGCAUCAGUGCCAACCUCGUGGGUUCCAGAACCCAGCAUAUUUUACUAUCUUUAAAGCCACCUAUGAAGUAAGUUUUGUGCCUUUUCAUUUAUUACGAUGUGUAACCAAUGGAUAACACUCGUUUCCUACUCAUAUAUAUAAUUUUUAACUGUCAUAUAGAGUCAUCGAGUAUUUGGCGCGUUUUUACCUGCCUUUGUUUUGUUCGUUAAUUUUGUAUGCAACAAUUGAUUGAUAAUUGCAUUUUUAAUACAUUUAUAAACAUGAUAGGGAUAAACUAUUUUAAUGUCCGUUUAUGAACUUGUGUAAAAGAUUUCGAUCGAAUAGCUCUGAGAUUUGUCAAAAUUCAAAACUAUGGAAGCCCACUUUAGUCAUAUUUUUAUUGUGUAUGUUUUAUAUUGAGAUACUGUUUACAUUUUGUAUUGUUUGUUUGUAGUUUUUCACCCUCUCCGGGGGUUUGGAUGCAAUAAAACCUCGAACA